AGGGGUUACAGGGGGUUACAGGGGGUUACAGGGGGUUACAACGGGUUACAAGGGGUUACAUCGGGUUACAAGGGGUUACAAGGGGUUACAAGGGGAUACAAGGGGUUACAAGGUGUUUCAAGGGGUUACAAGGGGCUACAAGGGGUUACAUGGGGUUACAAGGGGUGACAGGGGGUGAAAAGGGGUUACAGAGGGUUACAAACGAUUAUAGAAACUUUUUUCUAACUAGAACGUUCCCAGAUACUUUUUCUUAAUCUAUUUUGCAAAAAAAUCAAAGUUGGAGAAAUCUCAAAUUUUUUAUCAAAACGAUGGACUAACUUCUUUGGAAAAAUUCUAAUUUUGCGAUUUUCGUACAAAGUUGUUUUUAUAGUCUUUAAAGGCUUUUUUUGUAUCUAGAAGGUCAGAAAACACUUUUUCUCGAUCCAUUUUUGAUAAACACACAACAUGAAAAAUCUUUAACUUUUUGACCAAACCAUGGACUAACCCCUUUGCAAAAAUGCCAAUUUUGUGGGUUUUUGAAAGCGAUGUUUUUGUUGUUCAGAAAGGCUUGUUUGCUAUAUAAAACGUCGAGAAUCGUUCUUUCACGAUUUAUUUUCACGAUCUGUGACCUGGGAAUACAGGGGUUACACGGAGUUACAGGAGGUUACAGGGGGUUACAAGGGGUUACAAGGGGUUACAAGGGGUUACAGGGGGUUACAAGGGGUUACAAGGGAUGACAGGGGUUGACAAGGAAUUAAAGGAGGUUAGAGUGGAUUAUAGAAACUUUUUUCUAACUAGAACGUUCCCAGAUACUUUUUCUUAGUCUAUUUUGCAUAAAAAUAAAAGUUGAAGAAAUCUAAAAUUUUUGAUAAAAACGAUGGACUAACCCCUUUGGAAAAAUUCCAAUUUUGUGUUUUUCGUACAAAGUUGUUUUUAUAGUCUUUAAAGGCUUCUUUUUUAUCUAGAACGUCAGCAAACACUUUUUCUCGAUCCAUUUUUGAUAAACACAAAAGAUAAAAAAACUUCAACUUUCUGACCAAAAUCAUGGACUAUCCCCUUUUGCAAAAAUGCAAAUUUUGACUUCUUUUUAAAUCCAUGUUUAUAUUCUCUAAGAAGCCUUGUUUUCUAACGAGAACGUCACCAAAUACUUUUUCUGGGUGUAUUUUGCAUAAAACGAAACGGUCACAAAAUUUCCAAUUUUUGACCAAAACCAUGGACUAACCCCUUUUAAAAAAUGCCAAAUUUUUGCCUUUUUGAAACCGAUGUUUUUGUUGUUCAGAAAGGCUUGUUUCCUAUAUAAAACGUCGAAAAUCGUUUAUCCACGAUCUAUUUUCACGAUCUUUGGCACGGGAAUAACGGGCUUACAAGGGGUUACAGGGGGUUACAGGGGCUUACAGUGGGUUACAGGGGGUUACAAGGGCUUAGGAGGGGCUACAGGGUGGUACAGGGAGUUACAAGGGGUUACAGGGGGUUGCAAGGGGUUAAAAGGGGUGACAGGGGGUGACAAGGGGUUACAGGGGGUUACAAAUAAUUAUAGAAACUUUUUUCUAACUACAACGUUCCCAGAUACUUUUUCUUAGUCCUUUUUGCAUCAAAAUCAAAGGUGAAGAAAUCUCAAAUUUUUGAUCAAAACGAUGGACUAACCCCUUUGGAAAAAUUCCAAUUUUGCGUUUUUCGUACACAGUUGUUUUUAUAGUCUUUAAAGACUUCUUUUUUAUCUAGAACGUCAGCAAAAACUUUUUCUCAUCCAUUUUUGAUAAACACAAAACAUGAAAAAACUUCAACUUUUUGAGCAAAAUCAUGGACUAUCCCCUUUGCAAAAAUGCCAAUUUUGCCUUCUUUUUAAAUCCAUGUUUAUAUUCUCUAGGAAGGCUUGUUUUCUAACGAGAACGUCACCAAAUACUUUUUCUGGGUGUAUUUUGCAUAAAACGAAACGUUCACAAAAUUUCCAAUUUUUGACCAAAACCAUGGACUAACCCCUUUGCAAAAAUGCCAAUUUUGUGGGUUUUUGAAAGCGAUGUUUUUGUGUUCAGAAAAGCUUGUUUAGUAUCUAAAACGUGGAAAAUCGUUUUUCCACGAUUUAUUAUCACGAUCUAUGACAUGGGAAUAGAGUGGGUUACAACGGAUUACAAGGGGUUAAAGGGGCUUACAGAGGUUACAAGAGGUUACAAGGGGUUAAAAGGGGUUACAAGGGGUUAAAAGAGGUUACAAGCUGUUACAAGGGGUUACAAGGGGUUACAAGGGGUUACAGGGGGGUUACAAGGGGUUACAGGGGGGUACAAGGGGUUACAAGGGGUUACAAGGAGUUUAAAGGGGUUACAUGGGGUUACAGGGGGUUACGAGGGGUUACAAGGGGUUAAAAGGGGUUACAAGGGGUUACAGGGAGGUUACAAGGGGUUACAAGGGGUUGCAAGGGGUUACAAGGGGUUACAAGAGGUUACAGGGGGGUUACAAUGGGUUACAAGGGGUUACAAAGGGUUACAUGGGGUUACAAGGAGUUACAAGGGGUUACAAGGGGUUACAAGGGGUUGCAAGGGGUUACAAGGGGAUACAUGGGGUUACAAGGGGAUACAGGGGAGUACAGGGGGUUACAAGGGGUUACAAGGGGUUACAAGGGGUUACAUGGGGUUACAAGAAGUUACAAGCGUUUACAUGGGGUUACAAGGGGUUAAAGGGGGUUACAGGGGGUUACAGGGGGAUACAAGGGGUUACAAGGGGGUACAUGGGGUUACAAGGGGUUACAAGGGGUUACAAGGAGUUACAUGGGGUUACAAGAGGUUACAAGGGGUUACAAGGCGUUAUAUGGGGUUACAUGGGGUUACAAGGGGUUACAGGGGGUUACAGGGGGUUACAGGGGGUUACAACGGGUUACAAGGGGUUACAUGGGGUUACAAGGGGUUACAAGGGGUUACAAGGCGUUACAAGGGGUUACAAGGUGUUUUAAGGGGUUACAAGGGGUUACAAGGGGUUACAUGGGGUUACAAGGGGUGAGAGGGGGUGAAAAGGGGUUACAGAGGGUAACAAACGAUUAUAGAAACUUUUUUCUAACUACAACGUUCCCAGAUACUUUUUCUUAGUCCUUUUUGCAUCAAAAUCAAAGGUGAAGAAAUCUCAAAUUUUUCAUAAAAACGAUGGACUAACCCCUUUGGAAAAAUUCCAAUUUUGCGUUUUUCGUACACAGUUGUUUUUAUAGUCUUUAAAGGCUUCUUUUUUAUCUAGAACGUCAGCAAAAACUUUUUCCCAUCCAUUUUUGAUAAAUACAAAACAUGAAAAAACUUCAACUUUUUGAGCAAAAUCCUGGACUAUCCCCUUUGCAAAAAUGCAAAUUUUCCCUUCUUUUUAAAUCCACGUUUAUAUUCUCUAAGAAGGCUUGUUUUCUAACGAGAACGUCACAAAAUACUUUUUCUGGGUGUAUUUUGCAGAAAACAAAAGGUUCACAAAAUUUCCAAUUUUUGACCAAAACCAUGGACUAACCCCUUUGCAAAAAUGCCAAUUUUGUGGGUUUUUGAAAGCGAUGUUUUUGUGUUCAGAAAAGCUUGUUUAGUAUCUAAAACGUGGAAAAUCGUUUUUCCACGAUUUAUUAUCACGAUCUAUGACAUGGGAAUAGAGUGGGUUACAACGGGUUACAAGGGGUUACAGGGGGUUACAGAGGUUACAAGGGGUUACAAGGGGUUACAAGGGGUUACAAGGGGUUACAAGGGGUUACAGGCGUUACAAGGGGUUACAAGGGGUUACAAGGGGUUACAAGGGGUUACAAAGGGGUUAAAGGGGGAUUACAAGGGGUUACAAGGGGUUACAAGGGGUUUUAAGGGGUUACAGGGGGUUACAAAGGGUUGCAAGGGGUUACAAAGGGUUACAAGGGGUUACAUGGGGUUACAAGGGGUUAUAAGGGGUUACAUGGGGUUACAAGGGGUUACAGGGGGUUACAGGGGGUUACAAGGGGUUACAACGGGUUACAAGGGGUCACAAAAUACUUUUUCUGGGUGUAUUUUGCAUAAAACGAAACGUUCACGAAAUUUCCAAUUUUGGACCAAAACCAUGGACUAACCCCUUUGCAAAAAUGCCAAUUUUGUGGGUUUUUGAAAGCGAUGUUUUUGUGUUCAGAAAAGCUUUUUAGUGUCUAAAACGUGGAAAAUCGUUUUUCCACGAUUUAUUAUCACGAUCUAUGACAUGGGAAUAGAGUGGGUUACAACGGGUUACAAGGGGUUACAGGGGGUUAAAGAGGUUACAAGAGGUUACAUGGGGUUACAAGGGGUUACAGGGGGUUAAAAGGGGUUACAAGCUGUUACAAGGGGUUACAAGGGGUUACAGGGGGGUUACAAGGGGUUAUAAGGGGUUACAAAGGGUUACAUGGGGUAACAAGGGGUUACAAGGGGUUACAAGGGGUUACAAGGAGUUACAUGGGGUUACAAGGGUUUACAAGGAAAUACCAGGAGUUACAAGGGGUUACAUGGGGUUACAAGGGGUUACAGGGGGUUACAGGGAGUUACAAGGGGUUAAAAGGGGUUACAAGGGGUUACAUGGGGUUACAAGAAGUUACAAGGGUUUACAUGGGGUUACAAGGGGUUACAGGGGGUUACAGGGGGUUAAAGGGGGUUACAAGGGGUUACAAGGGGUUACAUGGGGUUACAAGGGGUUACAGGGGGUUACCGGGGGUUACAUGGGGUUAAAAGGGGUUACAAGGGGUUACAUGGGGUUACAAGGGGUUACAGGGGGUUACAAGGGGUUACUAGGGGUUACAGGGGGGUUCAAGGGGUUACAAGGGGUUACAAGGGGUUACAAGGGGUUACAAGGGGUUACAAGGGGUUACAAGGGGUUACAAAGGAUUACAAGGGGUUACAUGGGGUUACAAGACGUUACAUUGGGUUACAAGGGGUUACAAGGGGUUACAUGGGGUUACAAGGGGUUACAAGGGGUUACAUGGGGUUACAAGGGGUUACAGGGGGUUACCGGGGGUUACAUGGGGUUGAAAGGGGUAACAACGGGUUACAUGGGGUUACAAGGGGUUACAGGGGGUUACAAGGGGUUUCUAGGGGUUACAGGGGGGUUCAAGGGGUUACAAGGGGUUACAAGAGGUUACAAGGGGUUACAUGGGGUUACAAGGGGUUACAAGGGGUUACAAGGGAUUACAAGGGGUUACAUGGGGUUACAAGGGGUUACAAGGGGUUACAGGGGGUUACAAGGGGUUACAAGGGGUCACAAGGGGUUACAAGGGGUUACAGGGGGUUACAAGGGGUUACAAGGGGUUGCAAGGGGUUACAAAAGAGGUUACAGGGGGGUUACAAGGGGUUACAAGGGGUUACAAAGGGUUACAUGGGGUUACAAGGGGUUACAUGGGUUUACAAGGGUUUACAAGGGGUUACUAGGGGUUAAAAGGGGUUACAUGGGGUUACAAGGGGUUACAGGAGGUUAAAGGGGGUUACAAGGGGUUACAAGGGGUUACAUGGGGUUACAAGAAGUUACAAGGGUUUACAUGGGGUUACAAGGGGUUACAGGGGAGUUACAGGGGUUAAAGGGGUUACAAGGGGUUACAAGGGGUUACCUGGGGUUACAAGGGGUUACAAGGGGUUACAAGGGGUUACAAGGGGUUACAUGGGGUUACAAGGGGUUACAAGGGGUUACAAGGGGUUACAAGGGGUUACAUGGGGUUACAAGGGGUUACAGGGGUUACAGAGGGUUACAAGGGGUUACAAGGGGAUACAAGGGGUUACACGGGGUUAAAACGGGUUACAAGGGGUUACAUGGGGUUACAAGGGGUUACAGGGGGUUACAGGGGGUUACAGGCGGAUACAAGGGGUUACUAGGGGUUACAUGGGGUUACAAGGGGUUUCAAGGGGUUACAAGGGGUUACAAGGGGUUACCUGGGGUUACAAGGGGUGACAGGGGGUGAAAAGGGAAUACAGAGGGUUACAAACGAUUUUAGAAACUUUUUUCUAACUAGAACGUUCCCAGAUACUUUUUCUUAAUCCAUUUUGCAAAAAAAUCAAAGUUGGAGAAAUCUCAAAUUUUUUAUCAAAACGAUGGACUAACCUCUUUGGAAAAAUUCUAAUUUUGCGUUUUUCGUACAAAGUUGUUUUUAUAGUCUUUAAAGGCUUUUUUUGUAUCUAGAACGUCAGAAAACACUUUUUCUCGAUCAAUUUUUGAUAAACACAAAAGAUAAAAAAACUUCAACUUUCUGACCAAAAUCAUGGACUAUCCCCUUUGCAAAAAUGCCAAUUUUGCCUUCUUUUUAAAUUCAUCUUUAUAUUGUCUGGAAAGGCGUUUUCUAACGACAAAGUCACCAAAUACUUUUUCUGGGUGUAUUUUGCAUAAACCGAAACGUUUACCAAAUUUCCAAUUUUUGACCAAAACCAUGGACUGACCCCUUUUCAAAAAUGCCAUUUCUGUGCGUUUUUGAAACCGAUCUUUUUGUUGAUCCGAAACGCUUGUUUGCUAUAUAAAACGUGGAAAAUCGUUUUUCCACGAUUUAUUUUCACGAUCUUUGGCAUGGGAAUAACGGGGUUACAAGGGGUUACAGGAGGUUACAGGGGGUUAAAAGGGGUUACAACCUGUUACAAGAGGUUACAAGGGGUUACAAAAGGGAUUACCGGGGGUUUCAAAAAGGGUUACAAGGGGUUACAAGGAGUUACAAGGGGUUACAUGGGGUUACAAAAAGGGGUUACAAGGGGUUACAAAGGGUUAAAAGGGUUACAGGGGUUACAAGGGGUUACAAGAGGUUACAGGGGGUUACAAGGGGUUGAAAAGGGGUUACAAGGGGUUACAAGGGGUUACAAGGGGUUAGAGGGGGGUUACAAGGGGUUACAAGCGGUUGCAGGGGGUUACAAGGGAUUACAGGGGGGUUACAAGGGGUUACAAGGGGUUACAAAGGGUUACAUGGGGUUUCAAGGGGUUACAAGGGGUUACAAGGGGUUACAUGGGGUUAGAAGGGGUUACAAGGGGUUACAAGGGGUUACAAGGGGAUACAGGGGGUUACAUGGGGUUAAAAGGGGUGACAGGGGGUGACAAGGGGUUACAAGGGGUUACAUGGGGUUACAAGGGAUUACAGGGGGUUACAGGGGGUUACAGGCGGUUACAAGGGGUUACAAGGGGUUACAAGGGGUUACAUGGGGUUACAAGGGGUUUCAAGGGGUUACAAGGGGUUACAGGGAGUUACAUGGGGUUAAAAGGGGUGAGAGGGGGUGACAAGGGGUUACAGAGGGUUACAAAGGAUUAUAGAAACCUUUUUCUAACUAGAACGUUCCCAGAUACUUUUUGUUAGUCUAUUUUGCAAAAAAAUCAAAGUUGGAGAAAUCUCAAAUUUUUGAUCAAAACGAUGGACUAACCCCUCUGGAAAAAUUCUAAUUUUGCGUUUUUCGUACAAAGUUGUUUUUAUAGUCUUUAAAGGCUUUUUUUGUAUCUAGAAGGUCAGAAAACACUUUUUCUCGAUCCAUUUUUGAUAAACACACAACAUGAAAAAUCUUUAACUUUUUGACCAAACCAUGGACUAACCUCUUUGCAAAAAUGCCAAUUUUGUGGGUUUUUGAAAGCGAUGUUUUUGUUGUUCAGAAAGGCUUGUUUGCUAUAUAAAACGUCAAGAAUCGUUCUUUCACGAUUUAUUUUCACGAUCUAUGACCUGGGAAUACAGGGGUUACACGGGGUUACAGGAGGUUACAGGGGGUUACAAGGGGUUACAAGGGGUUACAAGGGGUUACAGGGGGUUACAAGGGGUUACAAGGGAUGACAGGGGGUGACAAGGAAUUACAGGAGGUUAGAGUGGAUUAUAGAAACUUAUUUCUAACUAGAACGUUCCCAGAUACUUUUUCUUAGUCUAUUUUGCAUAAAAAUCAGAGUUGAAGAAAUCUCAAAUUUUUGAUAAAAACGAUGGACUAACCCCUUUGGAAAAAUUCCAAUUUUGUGUUUUUCGUACAAAGUUGUUUUUAUAGUCUUUAAAGGCUUCUUUUUUAUCCAGAACGUCAGCAAAAACUUUUUCUCGAUCUAUUUUUGAUAAACACAAAAGAUGAAAAAACUUCCAACUUUUUGACCAAAAUCAUGGACUAUCCCCUUUGCAAAAAUGCCAAUUUUGCCUUCUUUUUAAGUCCAUGUUUAUAUUGUCUAGAAAGGUUUGUUUUCUAACGAGAACGUCACCAAAUACUUUUUUUGGGUGUAUUUUGCAGAAAACGAAACGGUCACAAAAUUACCAAUUUUUGACAAAAACCAUGGACUAACCCCUUCUCAAAAAUGCCAAAUUUUUGCAUUUUUGAAACCGAUGUUUUUGUUGUUCAGAAAGGCUUGUUUCCUAUAUAAAACGUCGAAAAUCGUUUAUCCACGAUCUAUUUUCACGAUCUCUGGCACGUGAAUAACGGGCUUACAAGGGGUUACAGGGGGUUACAGGGGGUUACAGUGGGUUACAGGGGGUUACAAGGGCUUAGGAGGGGCUACAGGGGGUUACAGGGGGUUACAAGGGGUUACAAGGGGUUACAGGGGGUUGCAAGGGGUUACAAGGGGUGACAGGGGGUGACAAGGGUUUACAGGGGGUUACAAAUAAUUAUAGAAACUUUUUUCUAACUACAACGUUCCCAGAUACUUUUUCUUAGUCCUUUUUGCAUCAAAAUCAAAGGUGAAGAAAUCUCAAAUUUUUCAUAAAAACGAUGGACUAACCCAGUUGGAAAAAUUCCAGUUUUGCGUUUUUCGUACACAGUUGUUUUUAUAGUCUUUAAAGGCUUCUUUUUUAUCUAGAACGUCAGCAAAAACUUUUUCCCAUCCAUUUUUGAUAAAUACAAAACAUGAAAAAACUUCAACUUUUUGAGCAAAAUCCUGGACUAUCCCCGUUGCAAAAAUGCAAAUUUUGCCUUCUUUUUAAGUCCAUGUUUAUAUUGUCUAGAAAGGUUUGUUUUCUAACGAGAACGUCACCAAAUACUUUUUUUGGGUGUAUUUUGCAUAAAACGAAACGGUCACAAAAUUUCCAAUUUUUGACCAAAACCAUGGACUAACCCCUUCUCAAAAAUGCCAAAUUUUUGCAUUUUUGAAACCGAUGUUUUUGUUGUUCAGAAAGGCUUGUUUCCUAUAUAAAACGUCGAAAAUCGUUUAUCCACGAUCUAUUUUCACGAUCUUUGGCACGGGAAUAACGAGCUUACAAGGGGUUACAUGGGGUGACAGGGGGUUACAGGGGGUUACAGGGGGUUACAAAGCCUUAGGAGGGGCUACAGGGGGUUACAGGGGGUUACAAGGGGUUACAGGGGGUUGCAAGGGGUUAAAAGGGGUGACAGGGGAUGACAAGGGGUUACAGGGGGUUACAAAUAAUUAUAGAAACUUUUCUCUAACUACAACGUUCCCAGAUACUUUUUCUUAGUCCUUUUUGCAUCAAAAUCAAAGGUGAAGAAAUCUCAAAUUUUUCAUAAAAACGAUCGACUAACCCCUUUGGAAAAAUUCCAAUUUUGCGUUUUUCGUACACAGUUGUUUUUAUAGUCUUUAAAGGCUUCUUUUUUAUCUAGAACGUCAGCAAAAACUUUUUCCAUCCAUUUUUGAUAAAUACAAAACAUGAAAAAACUUCAACUUUUUGAGCAAAAUCCUGGACUAUCCCCGUUGCAAAAAUGCAAAUUUUGUCUUCUUUUUAAGUCCAUGUUUAUAUUCUCUAGAAAAGCUUGUUUUCUAACGAGAACGUCACCAAAUACUUUUUUUGGGUGUAUUUUGCAUAAAACGAAACGGUCACAAAAUUUCCAAUUUUUGACCAAAACCAUGGACUAACCCCUUCUCAAAAAUGCCAAAUUUUUGCAUUUUUGAAACCGAUGUUUUUGUUGUUCAGAAAGGCUUGUUUCCUAUAUAAAACGUCGAAAAUCGUUUAUCCACGAUUUAUUUUCACGAUCUUUGGCACGGGAAUAACGGGCUUACAAGGGGUUACAGGGGGUUACAGGGGGUUACAGUGGGUUACAGGGGGUUACAAGGGCUUAGGAGGGGCUACAGGGGUUACAGGGGUUACAAGGGGUUACAAGGGGUUACAGGGGUUGCAAGGGGUUACAUGGGGUGACAGGGGUGACAAGGGCUUACAGGAGGUUACAAAUAAUUAUAGAAACUUUUUCUAACUACAACGUUCCCAGAUACUUUUUCUUAGUCCUUUUUGCUUCAAAAUCAAAGGUGAAGAAAUCUCAAAUUUUUCAUAAAAACGAUCGACUAACCCCUUUGGAAAAAUUCCAAUUUUGUGUUUUUCGUACAAAUUUGUUUUUAUAGUCUUUAAAGGCUUCUUUUUUAUCUAGAAAAUCAGCAAACAAUUUUUCUCGAUCCAUUUUUGAUAAACACAAAAGAUAAAAAAACUUCAACUUUCUGACCAAAAUCAUGGACUAUCCCCUUUGCAAAAAUGCCAAUUUUGCCUUCUUUUUAAAUUCAUCUUUAUAUUGUCUGGAAAGGCGUUUUCUAACGACAAAGUCACCAAAUACUUUUUCUGGGUGUAUUUUGCAUAAACCGAAACGUUUACCAAAUUUCCAAUUUUUGACCAAAACCAUGGACUGACCCCUUUUCAAAAAUGCCAUUUCUGUGCGUUUUUGAAACCGAUCUUUUUGUUGAUCCGAAACGCUUGUUUGCUAUAUAAAACGUGGAAAAUCGUUUUUCCACGAUUUAUUUUCACGAUCUUUGGCAUGGGAAUAACGGGGUUACAAGGGGUUACAGGAGGUUACAGGGGGUUAAAAGGGGUUACAACCUGUUACAAGAGGUUACAAGGGGUUACAAGGGAUUACCGGGGGGUUUCAAGGGGUUACAAGGGGUUACAAGGAGUUACAAGGGGUUACAUGGGGUUACAAGGGGUUACAAGGGGUUACAAAGGGUUAAAAGGGGUUACAGGGGGUUACAAGGGGUUACAAGGGGUUACAGGGGGUUACAAGGGGUUGAAAGGGGUUACAAGGGGUUACAAGGGGUUACAAGGGGUUAGAGGGGGGUUACAAGGGGUUACAAGGGGUUGCAAGGGGUUACAAGGGAUUACAGGGGGGUUACAAGGGGUUACAAGGGGUUACAAAGGGUUACAUGGGGUUUCAAGGGGUUACAAGGGUUACAAAAGGGGUUACAUGGGGUUAGAAGGGGUUACAAGGGGUUACAAAAGGGGUUACAAAAGGAUACAGGGGUUACAUGGGGUUAAAAGGGGUGACAGGGGUGACAAGGGGGUUACAAGGGUUACAUGGGGUUACAAGGGAUUACAGGGGUUACAGGGGUUACAGGCGGUUACAAAAAGGGUUACAAGGGGUUACAAGGGGUUACAUGGGGUUACAAGGGGUUUCAAGGGGUUACAAGGGGUUACAGGGAGUUACAUGGGGUUAAAAGGGGUGAGAGGGGGUGACAAGGGGUUACAGAGGGUUACAAAGGAUUAUAGAAACCUUUUUCUAACUAGAACGUUCCCAGAUACUUUUUGUUAGUCUAUUUUGCAAAAAAAUCAAAGUUGGAGAAAUCUCAAAUUUUUGAUCAAAACGAUGGACUAACCCCUCUGGAAAAAUUCUAAUUUUGCGUUUUUCGUACAAAGUUGUUUUUAUAGUCUUUAAAGGCUUUUUUUGUAUCUAGAAGGUCAGAAAACACUUUUUUCUCGAUCCAUUUUUGAUAAACACACAACAUGAAAAAUCUUUAACUUUUGACCAAACCAUGGACUAACCUCUUUGCAAAAAUGCCAAUUUUGUGGGUUUUUGAAAGCGAUGUUUUUGUUGUUCAGAAAGGCUUGUUUGCUAUAUAAAACGUCAAGAAUCGUUCUUUCACGAUUUAUUUUCACGAUCUAUGACCUGGGAAUACAGGGGUUACACGGGGUUACAGGAGGUUACAGGGGGUUACAAGGGGUUACAAGGGGUUACAAGGGGUUACAGGGGGUUACAAGGGGUUACAAGGGAUGACAGGGGGUGACAAGGAAUUACAGGAGGUUAGAGUGGAUUAUAGAAACUUAUUUCUAACUAGAACGUUCCCAGAUACUUUUUCUUAGUCUAUUUUGCAUAAAAAUCAGAGUUGAAGAAAUCUCAAAUUUUUGAUAAAAACGAUGGACUAACCCCUUUGGAAAAAUUCCAAUUUUGUGUUUUUCGUACAAAGUUGUUUUUAUAGUCUUUAAAGGCUUCUUUUUUAUCCAGAACGUCAGCAAAAACUUUUUCUCGAUCUAUUUUUGAUAAACACAAAAGAUGAAAAAACUUCCAACUUUUUGACCAAAAUCAUGGACUAUCCCCUUUGCAAAAAUGCCAAUUUUGCCUUCUUUUUAAGUCCAUGUUUAUAUUGUCUAGAAAGGUUUGUUUUCUAACGAGAACGUCACCAAAUACUUUUUUUGGGUGUAUUUUGCAGAAAACGAAACGGUCACAAAAUUUCCAAUUUUUGACCAAAACCAUGGACUAACCCCUUCUCAAAAAUGCCAAAUUUUUGCAUUUUUGAAACCGAUGUUUUUGUUGUUCAGAAAGGCUUGUUUCCUAUAUAAAACAUCGAAAAUCGUUUAUCCACGAUCUAUUUUCACGAUCUUUGGCACGGGAAUAACGGGCUUACAAGAGGUUACAGGGGGUUACAGGGGGUUACAGUGGGUUUCAGGGGGUUAUAAGGGCUUAGGAGGGGCUACAGGGGGUUACAGGGGGUUACAAGGGGUUACAAGGGGUUACAGGGGGUUGCAAGGGGUUACAAGGGAUGACAGGAGGUGACAAGGGUUUACAGGGGGUUACAAAUAAUUAUAGAAACUUUUUUCUAACUACAACGUUCCCAGAUACUUUUUCUUAGUCCUUUUUGCAUCAAAAUUAAAGGUGAAGAAAUCUCAAAUUUUUCAUAAAAACGAUGGGCUAACCCCUUUGGAAAAAUUCCAAUUUUGCGUUUUUCGUACACAGUUGUUUUUAUAGUCUUUAAAGACUUCUUUUUUAUCUAGAACGUCAGCAAAAACUUUUUCCCAUCCAUUUUUGAUAAACACAAAACAUGAAAAAACUUCAUCUUUCUGACCAAAAUCAUGGACUAUCCCCUUUGCAAAAAUGCCAAUAUUGCCUUCCUUUUAAAUCCAUGUUUAUAUUCUCUAGGAAGGCUUGUUUUCUAACGAGAACGUCACCAAAUACUUUUUCUGGGUGUAUUUUGCAUAAAACGAAACGUUCACGAAAUUUCCAAUUUUUGACCAAAAGCAUGGACUUACCCCUUUGCAAAAAUGCCAAUUUUGUGGGUUUUUGAAAGCGAUGUUUUUGUGUUCAGAAAAGCUUCUUUAGUAUCUAAAACGUGGAAAAACGAUUUUCCACGAUUUAUUAUCACGAUCUAUGACAUGGGAAUAGAGUGGGUUACAACGGGCUACAAGGGGUUACAGGGGAUUACAGAGGUUACAAGGGGUUACAAGGGGUUACAAGGGGUUACAGGGGGGUUACAAGUGGUUACAAGUGGUGACAGGGUGUGACAACGGGUUAAAGGGCGUUACAAAGGAUUAUAGAAACUUUUUUCUAACUAGAACGUUCCCAGAUACUUUUUCUUAGUCUAUUUUGCAUAAAAAUCAAAGUUGAAGAAAUCUCAAAAUUUUGAUCAAAACGAUGGACUAACCCCUUUGGAAAAAUUCUAAUUUUCCGUUCUUCGUACACAGUUGUUUUUAUAGUCUUUUAUAGCUUCUUUUUUAUCUAGAACGUCAGCAAAAACUUUUUCUCGAUCUAUUUUUGAUAAACACAAAAGAUGAAAAAACUUCCAACUUUUUGACCAAAAUCAUGGACUAUCCCCUAUGCAAAAAUGCCAAUUUUGCCUUCUUUUUAAGUCCAUGUUUAUAUUGUCUAGAAAGGCUUGUUUUCUAACGAGAACGUCACCAAAUACUUUUUUUGCGUGUAUUUUGCAUAAAACGAAACGGUCACAAAAUUACCAAUUUUUGACCAAAACCAUGGACUAACCCCUUCUCAAAAAUGCCAAAUUUUUGCAUUUUUGAAACCGAUGUUUUUGUUGUUCAGAAAGGCUUGUUUCCUAUAUAAAACGUCGAAAAUCGUUUAUCCACGAUCUAUUUUCACGAUCUUUGGCACCGGAAUAACGGGCUUACAAGGGGUUACAGGGGGUGACAGGGGGUUACAGUGGGUUACAGGGGGUUAUAAGGGCUUAGGAGGGGCUACAGGGGGUUACAGGGGGUUACAAGGGGUUACAAGGGGUUACAGGGGGUUGCAAGAGGUUACAAGGGGUGACAGGGGAUGACAAGGGGUUACAGGGGGUUACAAAUAAUUAUAGAAACUUUUUUCUAACUACAACGUUCCCAGAUACUUUUUCUUAGUCCUUUUUGCAUCAAAAUCAAAGGUGAAGAAAUCUCAAAUUUUUCAUAAAAACGAUGGACUAACCCCUUUGGAAAAAUUCCAAUUUUGCGUUUUUCGUACACAGUUGUUUUUAUAGUCUUUAAAGACUUCUUUUUUAUCUAGAACGUCAGCAAAAACUUUUUCACAUCCAUUUUUGAUAAACACAAAACAUGAAAAAACUUCAACUUUCUGACCAAAAUCAUGGACUAUCCCCUUUGCAAAAAUGCCAAUUUUGCCUUCUUUUUAAAUCCAUGUUUAUAUUCUCUAGGAAGGCCUGUUUUCUAACGAAAACGUCACCAAAUACUUUUUCUGGGUGUAUUUUGCAUAAAACGAAACGUUCACGAAAUUUCCAAUUUUUGACCAAAACCAUGGACUAACCCCUUUGCAAAAAUGCCAAUUUUGUGGGUGUUUGAAAGCGAUGUUUUUGUGUUCAGAAAAGCUUGUUUAGUAUCUAAAACGUGGAAAAUCGUUUUUCCACGAUUUAUUAUCACGAUCUAUGACAUGGGAAUAGAGUGGGUUACAACGGGUUAAAAGGGGUUACUGGGGGUUACAGAGGUUACAAGGGGUUACAAGGGGUUAGAAGGGGUUAAAGGGGGUUAAGAGGGGUUACAAGCUGUUACAAGGGGUUACAAGGAGUAAAGGUUAGAGGGGGGUUACAAGGGGUUACCAGGGGUUAGAGGGGGGUACAAGGGGUUACAAGGGGUUACAAGGGGUUAAAAGGGUUACAUGGGGUUACAAGGGGUUACAAGGGGUUACAAAGGGUUACAAGGGGUUACAUGUGGUUACAAGGGGUUACAAGGGGUUACAGGGGGAUACAAGGGGUUACAAGGGGUUGCAAGGGGUUACAAGGGGUUACAGGGGGGUUACAAGGGGUUACAAGGGGUUGCAACGGCUUACAAGGGGUUACAAGGGUUUACAGGGAGGUUACAAGGGGUUACAAGGGGUUCCAAAGGGUUACAUGGGGUUACAAGGGGUUAAAAGGGGUUACAAGGGGUUACAAGGGGUUACAUGGGGUUACAAGGGUUUACAAGGGGUUACUAUUGGUUACAAGGGGUUACAUGAGGUUACAAGGGGUUACAGGGGGUUAAAAGGGGUUACAAGGGGUUACAAGGGGUUACAUGGGGUUACAAGGGGUUAUAAGGGGUUACAAGGGGUUACAAGGGGUUACAUGGGGUUACAAGGGGUUACAAGGGGUUACAAGGGGUUACAUGGGGUUACAAGGGGUUCCAGGGGGUUACAGGGGGUUGCAAGGGGUUACAAGUGGUUACAAGGGGUUUCAUGGGGUUAAAAGGGGUUACAAGGGGUUAAAUGGGGUUACAAGGGGUUACAGGGGGUUACAAGGGGUUACAGGCGGUUACAAGGAGUUACAAGGGGUUACAAGGGUUACAUGGGGUUACAAGGGGUUUCUAGGGGUUACAGGGGGGUACAAGGGGUUACAAGGGGUUACAAGGGGUUACAUGGGGUUACAAGGGGUUACAAGGGGUUACAAAAGGGUUACAAAAGGGGUUACAAGGGGUUACAAGGGGUUACAAGGGGUUACAGGGGGUUACAAGGGGUUACAAGGGGUUAAAAGGGGUUAAAAGGGGUUACAGGGGGGUUAAAAGGGGUUAAAAAAAGGGUUGCAAGGGGUUACAAGGGGUUACAGGGGGGUUACAAGGGGUUACAAGGGGUUACAAGGGGUUACAUGGGGUUACAAGGGGUUACAAGAAGUUACUAGGGGUUAAAAGGGGUUACAUGGGGUUACAAGGGGUUACAGGGGGUUACAGGGGGUUACAGGGGGUUACAAGGGGUUACAAGGGGUUACAUGGGGUUACAAGGGGUUACAAGGGGUUACAAGGGGUUACAAGGGGUUACAAGGGGUUACAAGGGGUUACAUGGGGUUACAAGGGGUUACAAAGGGUUACAGGGGUUACAAGGGGUUACAAGGGGUUAUAAGGGGUUACAGGGGGGUUACAAGGGGUUACAAGGGGUUGCAAGGGCUUACAAGGGGUUACAGGGGGGUUACAAGGGGUUACAAGGGGUUACAAAGGGUUAAUGGGGGUUACAAGGGAUUACAAGGGGUUACAAGGGGUUACAAGGGGUUACAAGGGGUUACAUGGGGUUACAAGGGG
Molecule: messenger RNA, 16291 nt
Organism: Porites lobata
Lineage: Eukaryota; Metazoa; Cnidaria; Anthozoa; Scleractinia; Poritidae
Source: the annotation of a GenBank genome assembly